CAAUUUCCCUGCUUUUCUUCCUAGCUUUGUACAAGAGGGCGAGUCCACAUCUUCAAAUGGCUGGAAAUGACAGCGGCAAAGGAGGACAAGAAGAGAGGUGUAUUAUCCGAAGCCGAAUUCCGAAAACUAAGGAAGCCUUCGUCUGCUACAGAUUUCAGAUUUGUCAAUGGGUUCUUUGACCCACGCCACAAGCGCAGUACGAUGGAUAGUGGGUACAGCACAAGUGAGAAUGGUGACCAGAGAUGGUCACAGGAGAGUCAGGAGAGCCUAGAGUAUGAAGAUUCACGAAAGCUAGCGGUAAUGGCUGCCACCUGUACAAAAGAGCAAAGGCAGGAGAGGGGCAGGAGUGGCCCUCCAUCCCGAUCAGUCAAUGGAUUACCUAAUGGGGGCAUGAACACUGGGGUUAAUGGGUCGCAGGGAAUGAAUGGCUCAGGUUAUGGGGCACAACACAGCACAGACCAUCCUACAAGUGGCUUGUCAACACCAAGUACACUAAGUCCUGGUGAUGGAUUCAAUUUAGAAGAUGAAUUCAACAAGGCAUUGAAACUGAAACAGGACUAUGAAAAUGUUUAUGGCAGUGAUCAUUCCCUGUGAAAGAAAG
Messenger RNA from Penaeus vannamei (Pacific white shrimp), 601 nucleotides. NCBI's taxonomy places the organism in Eukaryota, Metazoa, Arthropoda, Malacostraca, Decapoda, Penaeidae. The record is from RefSeq and is a predicted model, not a curated record.